Molecule: messenger RNA, 615 nt
Organism: Prorocentrum cordatum
Lineage: Eukaryota; Dinophyceae; Prorocentrales; Prorocentraceae
Source: the annotation of a GenBank genome assembly
AUGCGGCUGCCCCGCAGGGCGGGCCUCGCCUGGCUGCUGGGGCCCCUGCUCGCGGGCCUCCGCGCGGCGGGCGCCAUCAAGCUGACGGUCACGGUCCCAGGCAACGAGAAGAAGUGCUUCGGCGAGCAGGCCGCCAAGCAGGAGCUCCUGGUCUGCGAGAUCGAGGCGCAUGGCAACAAGAAGGUGAGCAUGCGUGUGACGAGUCCUCAGGCGACUGUCUUCUCCGACCACGACCGUGAGAAGAUCAAGACAGCGUUCACGACCACGGAAGCUGGGGCCCACUGGAUGUGUAUCCAGAAUGAGGAUUCAGAGCCCACCGACGUGACGAUCACAAUAGCCGUUGGUGCCGAAGCAAAGGAUUAUUCGCAGAUAGCAAAAAAGGAGCACCUGGAGGACACCGCGGUGCUUCUCCGUAAGAUUGAGGAGAAUUUGAAGAAUUAUCACAAAAACGUAUUGUAUAUCCGUAAGCGUGAAGAGCGAAUGAGGAAAACCAACGACUCCACGGCAUUUCGAGUUAUCUGCUUCUGCGUCUUCAACGUGGCGCUCAUGAUUGCAGUGGGUGGGUGGCAGAUGUUGUACUUCAAGAGGUUCUUCCGGUCCAAGAAGAUCAUCUGA